Messenger RNA from Homo sapiens (human), 1207 nucleotides. It is a transcript of the gene PYM1, whose product is annotated as PYM1 exon junction complex associated factor. Bases 134 to 748 code for a protein of 204 amino acids. Gene Ontology annotation, biological process: exon-exon junction complex disassembly. The transcript has 3 exons. Gene Ontology annotation, cellular component: nucleolus; cytoplasm; nucleoplasm. Lineage: Eukaryota; Metazoa; Chordata; Mammalia; Primates; Hominidae. The record is from RefSeq and is marked validated.
ACUCAGGGUUAGGAGGUCUGGGCGAGAAGCAACUAGGGCCCUCAUCACUUCGCCGCCGAAUCCCCGGCGCCGCCCAGCGGGGCAGAGCCAGGCCAGGGCCGCCCGCCCAACCUGGUCCGCUGCCUCUUCGGCCAUGGAAGCUGCCGGCAGCCCUGCGGCUACGGAGACAGGCAAGUAUAUCGCGUCAACACAGCGACCUGACGGGACCUGGCGCAAGCAGCGGAGGGUGAAAGAAGGAUAUGUGCCCCAGGAGGAGGUCCCAGUAUAUGAAAACAAGUAUGUGAAGUUUUUCAAGAGUAAACCAGAGUUGCCCCCAGGGCUAAGCCCUGAGGCCACUGCUCCUGUCACCCCAUCCAGGCCUGAAGGUGGUGAACCAGGCCUCUCCAAGACAGCCAAACGUAACCUGAAGCGAAAGGAGAAGAGGCGGCAGCAGCAAGAGAAAGGAGAGGCAGAGGCCUUGAGCAGGACUCUUGAUAAGGUGUCCCUGGAAGAGACAGCCCAACUCCCCAGUGCUCCACAGGGCUCUCGGGCAGCCCCCACAGCUGCAUCUGACCAGCCUGACUCAGCUGCCACCACUGAGAAAGCCAAGAAGAUAAAGAACCUAAAGAAGAAACUCCGGCAGGUGGAAGAGCUGCAGCAGCGGAUCCAGGCUGGGGAAGUCAGCCAGCCUAGCAAAGAGCAGCUAGAAAAGCUAGCAAGGAGGAGGGCGCUAGAAGAGGAGUUAGAGGACUUGGAGUUAGGCCUCUGAGGCCUUUGGGGAAUAGGGAAUGGACUGCAGAACAAACCGUGGGGCUCUCUGGGGUCUGGGGGAAUACGGGCAACAGCAGUCAGGAGGGGUACCCCCCAUACUGGCUUACUUCCACCUCCUGCGGCCCAGCUCUGUCCUCCAGAGCCUAGCGUCUCCCUCAAUCCUUCCCUUUUCUUCCCAACUUCUACUUUUUGGACUUUCCCCCUCCCAUUCCCAGUGUUCAAAAUCUCAGUGACUACCCCAGGUACCUUUGCUGCUGAUUUGGGUGUCUUGUUUAAAAGAAAAUCAGGUGGGUGGGAAUCUCUUGGAGAACUGAGGCUGAGGGUAGAGGGAGUAUGCCCAAGUCUUGGAGUCUUGGUUCCUGUUCGCGGUGUUUAUGGGUUAUUUCCCUCUCCAUCCCUCAUUUUUUUUUUUUUUUUAAAAAAAGCAAAAAUGAGAAUAAACACAAGUAGACAUGUC